This is a messenger RNA of Ceraceosorus guamensis, 3338 nucleotides long. RefSeq lists its product as hypothetical. The record is from RefSeq and is a predicted model, not a curated record. Bases 126 to 3203 code for a protein of 1025 amino acids. Lineage: Eukaryota; Fungi; Basidiomycota; Exobasidiomycetes; Ceraceosorales; Ceraceosoraceae. The transcript is spliced from 6 exons.
CUUGCUACGCUCAGCUCUGUAGUUUCACCUUGUUCCCAGCACCUGGACUCGAUGGCCGACCAUCUCGACGCUCUUUGAACCGAAGAAAUUCGGUCCUGUGCAAAGUGCGAACGUGAUCUCCCGUCAUGCCUAGAUCCUACUCACAAGAGACAAGGACGCGCAGAACCGGAGGGAGGUACGCGCAGGAGAGUAGAGCAAGUUGCCAGCGAUCAGUGGACGAAUUCGGGUCUACGCACGACAUCCAUGGAGGGCCAGGAUCAAGACCAGAUGUUUCCUCAAGACACGUCUCGGGCUCCUCGAUCCGACGUCGCACAUCUAUGAGCAGCAAUCCCUCAGACUCUCCUUCACGCCGUCACGUGUCUUCUCGUCCGAACGAGAUCGAGGUUGUGGUAGAGCACUGCUCAGCCGAUGCUCCGCCAAUACACGAGGGCUGGCACGAAGAUAACCCACACGAGGCUCUGGAGCAUGUUCAGGGCCGACGUGGCGCGUUUGAGGCACCGCCAUCUACCCCAGUUGCAGCUGAUCACACCUGGAGCGGCUAUCCAUACAUUCUACCCGGGUCAGAAGCACAGCACAGCUCCACUACGUUAGCUAGCAACUCGCCCGGCCCAUCCAAGGCAUUUCUGGCCGACGACGAUGCGCAGAGCACCAAUGUUGUCGGAUUGGCGCAUGCAGAUGAGCAGGGAGCCGGGGUGGGCGAGAAACGUCAUGAGGGAUCUGAUUCAUCCAGCAACUCUCACUCGGGAGCGGUGCUGUAUGCAAGCACGGCAGCACAGCGCUUCGUGCCACCACUUCUUCUCGCGGUGCCUGUAAUUCUAGUCCUACUGCUCACUGCAGGCGCAGCGACGGUGAUCAUUGCAUGGAUUGUAGGUCACAAGAUGCCACUUGAAUCAGAAGGGGUGCUCUACCUCCGAGAGGGCGACGAGAAUGAGCUGGGUCGCUCUUACCACGACAAGACGCUCGGUCCAGAAGCAGUCUUGAAGUUCGACGAACAGGUGUCGCACCCAGUCACACUCACGUUCACCAGCAUAGUCGCCGUUCUGGUCGGAUUCAGCGUCGCACCAUCCAUGUCUCUGGUCGCGUACUCGCUCGCCGCAGACUGGCUCACGCUGCAAGAAAAGGUUGCCAAUAGCGGCAGUGCCGACAAGGUCGAGCAGCUGCCAACUCCGUUGCAGUACGCUCUCCUCUUGCAAGUGUGCGGCGCCAACAGCUUGGAAUCGAUUUCCCACAGCGUGAAGCAUAUGUUCAAGAGCAAGGGCUCCCACGCUUCAGUCCCUAACAUGCUACGCAAAGCUGUUGCCUGGCUGAUUGUCCUGAUUGGCCUGACAUCUGCGUGUGCUUGGGUGGACUUUUGGCUGCACGAGAGCACUAGGACUGUCUCCGUGGUCGACGUCGACACCUUCACCAGCCGAAAAGGCAUGUCAUGGUCUCUGAACAGCCAUAUUUGCAAUCAGACCGCAGACAUGCAGCAGCUCCCGUGCUUGGUCACUCUCCCAGCUGCAGCACAGGUGCCACGCUCAGAGGUCGUCGAUGAUCGUGCGCGAAGAGCUUCGAAAGAUCUCAAUGGACGUCACGAAGACCGCUUGCUUCCGGUUUCAACCCCGCUGCGAAGAGGCGCGGAUGAAGGGCUCCCCUUCUUUGGCGAUGAACACUCGGUCACCGCAGCAGAGGGCUGGCUGGUCGUCAACAAUGCUAGCAGAACGCGUCAGAUCUCGAUGUAUCCCGAUCCUGAACAUCCCAUCGCACCGCUCGCAUAUCUGAGUGCAUCUCAAAUUCGACGUCAAGAUAUCUUCUCCUCAUCGACCUUGGGUAUCAGUUCCCAGUGCGAGGUGCUCACUGAUGAAUGCGAGAGCAUGGGAACAAACGUGAACUGCAGCAAGGCUGGUCACGCAGAACUGAGCGGCAGCAUCGUCCCGACCGACACCAGCUCGUGGGCGUCUCAAAGCCGCUUCUAUCUUCUCGACCAAGCGGGCAAGGCACCGAGAGAGUCAGAAAGUGUACAGGGACCAAAGAGCAAUCCCAUGGAGCUCUCUGCGCUUGCAAUCUUCUCCGCUAGUCCAGCACUCUCCGUUAAUCAGUCUAGCCUGAAGGCUAUCGGAACACCGGCCGGAGGCGCCUCAUUUGCUGCCUUCAAGUGCCGAAUGCUCUGGGAAGAGCUGACUUUCAGCUACUUUAAUGGCUCUUUCACUCUCGAAAGCCGCAGACCCGCUGAUCCGGCGCUAGUGCAUGCUCUCGGAGGUCCUUUCGUCUCCGGCGGUGUCACGGAAGCGACUGUCCUAUCCUUGACUCGUCUCACCGACAAGUUAUCGCGAGACGAAUUUGCUUUCGAAUUCGCUAGCGCACUAGCCUACAGCUCUUUGGCGCUUCCGGCCGGUCUCAUGCAAAAGCAGGACGUCGAGGUCAGGGGCUGGCAGCCUGUACUCGCUCAGCAGUACGAGAAAGCGCCUCUAUUCCUCUUCAUCGGCCUCCUCUAUACACACGCCAUAGUAGCGAUCAUCCUCUUCUUUUGGGCAUGGGGCACAUCUUCACAAUUGGUCGCGUACAGCGACCCGACGACAGGAGAAGUCAAGGACGUGCCCGCUGCCGUCCUAGCUCAGCGCCGAUUGAUCGAUCCAACGCACCUCGUCGCGACCCACUUGGGCAAUGGCCAGCCGUAUGCCAAGAAUGUGUCCGGGGGUGCCGUCGCCGCCUUGAUGGGCAAUGCAACCGCUGUCGGCCAACCCAGCCGCUUGAUAGGUCCAGGCAGUGCAUGGAGUCUGAGCACGGGCAUCGAUGCUGCGAGCUCCUGCAGCCACUGUGGUCGUUCCGGCUGCUCAGGACAGCCGAUCACACGCCAGCAAGCUAUCCGUACCACCAAGACCAGCUUCUUGGGUCAAUUUGAGGAGGCUGUUCAUCAAGAAAGGGUUGUUGUAGGGCUCGAGUCGAGUGGACGGGGAUUCGGCGUUUGGAAGCUGUCGAAUGCCAAAGGUGCCAUCGGCGAGCGCUCCGGAAAGAGGGACAGCAUGCUUCGCGCCGGCCAUGGUACGCACGUAGCUCGAAUGCUGCACCAUGACAAAGGAUCGUCGACCGCCAGCGGUGCUUUUUCCGCUCGAAAAGCAGCUUCUCGUUUCCGGUCCAGCAAGCGCACUCGCACGCACGCCCUCCGUGACGACACUUUCAAUGUGGCUGAUCAAAGCUCAUCGCAACUUUACGCGACUCCUUGACUCCGCUUUCUCUGAUAGAACAAUGACCCUUCUUUCGCGCAAGUCCCCUAAGCCUUUCCACAAUUAUUACGAUCACACGCAUUCCCCCGAUAUGGCGCACCUCACACCACAACACUUGACUCCUCCCCAUCGUCU